AAAGAAAUGAAGUAGAAUGGUCAAACAUUGGCGAUAGCACAGGUCAAUGGUUGAUAAACCCCCCCUCUCUCUUUCUCUUUCUCUCUUGCUGGGUCUUCGAAUUCUGUAAGGGAGCUUCCUGGGUCUGAUCCAAAAAGCUGAAUUUUCUCGAAGAAUUCUCGUCUCUGCUGUUUCUGUGGUUUCUUUCCAAGCUUGGCUUAGAAAUAAAUGGCGCAACGAUCUCGUGUGCCAAAAUUUGGCAAUUGGGAAAAUGAAGAUGUUCCUUAUACAGCCUUCUUUGACAAGGCCCGGCAAGAUCGAACUGGCCCAAGGAUGACAAAUCCAAAUGAUCCUGAGGAAAAUCCUGAUUUAGUCCGUCAUAAUUCAUCUUCUGCUGACCAACAUCCUUCAAAACCCAGAGCUGAUUUGAAGGAAUCAGCUGGAAAGAGAUCAGCAAAAUCAUCACUUGAUAUACAGAGGAGCAUGGAUAGUAAUCCAAAUAAUUCCUUUGGCUCUCCAGCUCGUUCUGGAGGCCAUGGAGGAGGAUCUGCUGAUACCCGUAGAAAACCAACAAGACAAAGUGCUGGGUCUGAAUACAGCUUUGAACGCUCACCCCUUCAUCGACAUGCAAGGACCCCAGGCAGAGAUAGUCCCUCUUGGGAAGGAAGGAACUCCUACGAGAAUAGCCAUGGUACCCCAGGAAGAUCCCGACUAAGACCGGUUAACCGCGAUGAAAAUCCGGAUAAAGGUGCUGCCGUUCCUAAGUUUGGUGAUUGGGAUGAGAGUAAUCCAGCAUCAGCUGAUGGAUAUACACACAUUUUCAACAAGGUGCGAGAGGAGAGACAAGGUGGGGCUGGAAAUGCGCCAGGCACCCCACCAAACAGACCAUAUGUUGUCCGGAAUAAAGUUGAUGACGACAGAGUCCAGAGUUGCUGCUUUGGAUGGUGCAAAAAAUGAUUUCUUGGCAAAGCGUGGAUGAGAUUCUAAACAGAUAAACAAUUUAACAAUGUUGUUGUGAAUGAUCAUGAGGUGUGUGUAGCACUUGUAAAUAUCCAAGGCUAUCACCGCGGAAAACAUUAUUAAAGAGAGUUCAGUUUCUCUUCAGGGGCGUUCUGUACUAUAAUCUCCGGGUGCAUGCAAAGUACUAGCACUUUGCGGACCUUUGUGUGUGGCCCUUAACAAACCAUAGAGGCUCAAACUUUAAGGGCUGUUUUCACAAGUUCUACGUUAAAUUCUAGUACUUCUGAGUGCACCUGGUCAAGAUAGGACUGAAGCACCUGGAGAGAAGCUAAACAUAGUGUAUUUGAUCAUAUUUCUUUACUAUUAUAUGCUUUUUUACAUACUUUUUCUUUUCCAUUUGGUCAGCGAAGUUACUUUGAGCCUAAGAUUGUGAAUGUUCUUUCUUUCAAGUUUUUAACUUUUCACCCUUUCUUGUGU
Molecule: messenger RNA, 1416 nt
Organism: Neltuma alba
Lineage: Eukaryota; Viridiplantae; Streptophyta; Magnoliopsida; Fabales; Fabaceae
Product: RPM1-interacting protein 4
Exons: 4
Coding region: 208-936 (242 amino acids)
Cellular component (GO): plasma membrane
Source: RefSeq, a predicted model, not a curated record